Molecule: messenger RNA, 4274 nt
Organism: Aedes aegypti (yellow fever mosquito)
Lineage: Eukaryota; Metazoa; Arthropoda; Insecta; Diptera; Culicidae
Gene: Csk
Product: trithorax group protein osa
Exons: 9
Coding region: 117-3272 (1051 amino acids)
Biological process (GO): protein phosphorylation
Molecular function (GO): protein tyrosine kinase activity; ATP binding
Source: RefSeq, a predicted model, not a curated record
CGAUCAUUGAUGAGUAAUCAUCCCCCGAAGGCGAUAGAACUUGUGCUCGACGGUGUCGGCGACGAGCGAUAGUGGUGUGCGUGUGUGCAAGUGUGCGAGAGUGAGUGAAUACUAAUAUGGUGACGACAAUCAAGAUCACCUGCGACGGAGUGUUUAUCCAGUCCAAUUCCUAUCUGGCGAACGGUGGAGUCGGAGGACAUCUCCACAGCCGACAACAGUCGACAUCUUCCGAACCGGGUGGCCACUCGUCGUCCGGUAGCAAUAGUAGUUCACUGUCCAAGGGAAGGGGAUUCGGUGGUCCGGGAAGUGAUCACGGCAGUACUUCUAGUAGCGGGGGUGGAGGCAGUGGUGGUGAACACGAAGAUCAUCAAAUGAAUCGAGAAUUCAUCAACGGCGGGAAGGAUCGCGUCGAUAGGGACGGAAACAAUAAUCGCGGUUUGGACCCCAGGGCGGUUCUCAGCGAUAGUAACAAUAACUUCCAGAAGAUCGCGAGAAGACGAUACCAAUCGGAAGAGGUGCUCUCUCGGUUGCAAAAGUUCAGUGGAAGUUCAGAUGGAUCCGAUACGGUGGAUGCCACCGGUUCCGUCUAUUACAACAGUAGUGCCGAAUCGGAUGAUCAGUUCACGAUCUCGUUUUUGAACACUCGUGCCCAGAACGGCAAAAGUUUGUUAAAUCAAAAGUUCAUAGUGUACAAUAGCAAGAAACCAAAACCUUCCAGUAUCCUAACGCAAAGCGGUUACCACCAUCCGAGUCAGUACCGACAGUUUCUGAACGGAAGGCUCAAGCCGGCCUUUUCAACGUCAGUUCUAACCUCCCCAUCGCUGAUCGCAGCUAGUGCCCCCGGGGGUAGUCCGGAUCGUCCGGCCACCGCAACGCCACCUCCCGGCCUGGCCAUUGCCAAAUCGACUUCGUACCUGCAGCGGACGGUAUCGCCGGCUCCGUCCUCCUCGGUGCUAUCGCUGUCACCAUCCAGUGGAUUCGCUUCGGCUUCACCGACGCCUUCGCCGGGAUCGCUUCCCACGACGGUAACAGCAUCGGCAAGCUCCAACUCAUCAUCGAAUCUUGAUGUCGAUGUGAGGAGCGAGACGCGAAUUGAUCGCAGAGGCAUCGGAAGCCCGCAACAGCAGCAACAGCAAUCUCUCUACCAGCACCACCUAUACCAAAACACACUAUCGCGUCGGAAUUCCACCGGAAGCAGUGCGCUGAACGGCGGAAUGAACAGCCAUACGGCGGCCAUCAAUCUGCAAUCGUCCGGUCAAACAGCAGUCGUUGGUCAUCAUCGAGGUUUCUCGUCAACCGUCGUUGCCGCAGCCAAUUCGGCCGCUUCGGGGGAUUGUCCAUGGUUCAUGCCGCAUCAGAUGCCCCCAACGGCACCGGCGCGGCAACACAAACGACCCGCGCCACAACCCGGUGUAGGAGGUGUCCCCGGGGGUGGCGGCGGUGGCAUGGGACACGUCGUGGGGAUGCAACCGCCACAGUUCAUUAAUCCACCGCCGGCACCACAGCAGCAGAGCCAGCAACCGCCGCAGCACUCGCCCCAGCAACACCAACAGAUGGCGCCACCGCAAUUACCUCCUCACAGUGUUACUAGUAAUCAAAAUCUCAAUUCCAUCCACCUGCCACCGGCUCAGCAGCAGCAGCAGCAACAUCACCAACAACCACCACCAACAAUGCAUUCCGGCGGAAUGGUUCCUCCGGGGCACCACAUACCAAAAUCGCCCAACCAGCACGGCAUGCUGGGGCCUUCCGGUCUACAGCAAGCGGCCCAACAUCACCAGCCAACGGCCCAGCACGGUGCACUGGGUAGCCAUCAAUCGAAUCUCAUGUCCACCUCGAUGAACAGUGCCCAGCUACAGAAUCACAUCCUUACCAGUCAGCAGCAACAGCCGGCGUCCGCGGGGCAGGGUGCAGGCGUUGUUAUUCCUCCGCAGCAGCAACAGCAGCCGCCACAGGUGCCACCGGCCCCGCACGGGAUGUCCAACUCGAUGCACGGCCAAAUUGGAUUGCCCCCGCCACCGUCAGCCAUUGGCGGAGCGUUCGACAGUAAUGGAGUGAGUUGGGUCGGUGCGGGUGGUGUGCCAACGUCGUCCCUUUCGCCUACUGCUGCCGCGGCCGCCCAGAGGAGGGCCGAAGUCAAUGCCAAACUGAAUGCGAUGCCAUGGUUCCACGGACGGAUAAAGCGCGAGGAGGCGGAAAAUCUGUUGAAGCCCCGCGAGGACGGGCUAUUCCUGGUGCGUGAAUCUACCAACUUCCCCGGCGAUUACACGCUGUGUGUCUGCUUCAACGAGAAGGUCGAACACUACCGAAUUAAGUACGCCGAGAACAAGCUAACGAUCGAUGACGACGAGUACUUUGACAAUCUCGGCCAACUGGUGGAGCACUACACUUUGGACUCGGACGGACUGUGCACCAAGCUGAUGAAGGCCCUACCGAAGGAGGAAUUCUGCGUCAAGGACUUCCAGGACAAUGGGUGGGAGAUCAAGAUGGAGGACCUGCAGCUGAAGGAGAACAUCGGCAAAGGCGAGUUUGGUGACGUGAUGCUCGGCAUCCUGAAGGGGGAGAAGGUUGCCGUGAAAGUAUUGAAGGAUGCCGGUCGGGCGUCUAAUAAGUUCCUUGCCGAGGCUGGCGUGAUGACAACCCUCGAACACGAAAAUCUGGUCAAAUUCAUCGGACUGGUGUUUCACGACAAAUACAUCUAUCUGGUGACGGAAUACAUGAGCAAAGGUUCUCUGGUGGAUUACCUUCGAUCGCGGGGUAGGCAGCACAUUACCCGACGAGAUCAAAUCAAUUUCGCUUUUGACACCUGCUCCGGGAUGGAGUACCUGGAGAUGAAGAAGGUCAUCCAUCGGGAUUUGGCCGCCCGGAAUGUGCUCAUUUCGGAAGAGUGCGUCGCCAAGGUGUCCGAUUUCGGACUGGCGCGGGACGAACGGUACACGGCUGAUAUAAGCAAGCUACCGAUCAAGUGGACCGCUCCGGAGGCGCUCAAAGAGGGGAAAUUCUCCAACAAAACCGACAUGUGGAGCUUUGGAAUCCUAUUGUGGGAGAUCUACUCGUUCGGUCGAGUACCAUACCCGAGAAUCCCCCUAGCGGACGUGGUCAAGCACGUCGGCAGCGGCUACAAGAUGGAAGCCCCCGAAGGCUGCCCGCCGGAGAUCUACGAGAUGAUGCGCCAGGCGUGGGACCUGGUCCCGGAGAAGCGGCCCACCUUUGCCGAGCUGAAACGACGACUCGCCGUCUGCAAGCGGGAAACGGCCAACAGUUACGUGGCGUAGAAUGGCUAAACUACCUGCCCUGGAGUGAAUCCUAAACAAGCCGUUUCUUCAUCCAAAAUCACGCCUGCGUAAGUAGAAGUACUAAUUCCCUAUGCAACUAGUGGACGACACAGGAAGAACACAAAUGCCAUUUAAGUAGGUAUGCAAUUUCUGGUAGCCUCUGAUAAUACCCAAAAAGCGAUUGUAGGAAAGUAAGGAGUAAGGUUCAAGGAUCAAGAGAUAGCUUUGGAAGAAGUUGUACAGAUGAUGCUAGUGGGUUAUUUCUUGAAUUGAUCGUUCGUCCACAUUGACUACAGUCUCGCGUGUUUGUUUUUGGUACAACUAGCAUUUACGUUCUAUGCUGUGGAGGGACCCACAUUUUGUUAUUCACUUAGUGCUAGGAAACAAAAGUUCACAAUGUACAUAGUAAACAGCACAAGUCGUCUAAUCAGUUAAUAGGCACGAUUCGAAAAAAAAGGAAGGAGACCUAUAGUGAUUAAGCAUUAAUUUAUUAGCGCUGAUUGGAAUUAAGAGAUCAAGUGUUCCAAUAGGUAGGUGGCAUCCAUAGUUUGUGUUUUCCUUGAAGAGUGUGGAUGAACGAUUUCCCUGUUUUCUUUCUGGAAUUAGUAUAUGUUUUAAGUUACAGCAAAAUGCAGCCAGUCACUACAAUGUAGAAUAUGUUUUACUGUGAAGUGUGUAAUAGAAUCAGACUUUUGGUUCGAGGGAAGAAUGCGUUUUCCUUUCUGUUUCGGGAACGGACAAUAACUACAUAGGGUUUAUUAUUUAUUUCACACAAAAAUGGGAAAUUGUUGGCACAAACGUAAUGGGUUCGGGACAAUCAAUGCACUCGAAAAAUCUAAGCGUCCGCAUUAGAGUAGUUUGCAUUUUAUGACACAAUUACAAAGACACAGCUUCCAUAUCUAUAAUGCAUUUGUUGGAGUCUUUUGCUUCAUCGAUAUUACAACACUAUUAGCAAGCUUUGGAUUUCGUGUCAUCUUUCCAUUUGUUCUUUAAAGGUAAGAG